Molecule: messenger RNA, 1396 nt
Organism: Pyrus x bretschneideri (Chinese white pear)
Lineage: Eukaryota; Viridiplantae; Streptophyta; Magnoliopsida; Rosales; Rosaceae
Product: glutamine synthetase nodule isozyme-like
Exons: 13
Coding region: 97-1164 (355 amino acids)
Cellular component (GO): cytoplasm
Molecular function (GO): glutamine synthetase activity
Source: RefSeq, a predicted model, not a curated record
CGCUCUCUCUCUCUCUCUCCCUCCCCCUCUGUUUUGCCGUUCUUCUCUCUCUCAGCCUCUCUGUCUGGAGAACCAUCCUCCUGUUCGUUCGUGACCAUGUCUCUCCUCUCUGAUCUCAUCAACCUCAAUCUCUCCGAAUCCACUGAGAAGACCAUCGCUGAAUACAGUUGGAUUGGAGGAUCUGGUUUGGACUUGAGAAGCAAAGCAAAGACACUGCCCGGAGUAGUAACGGACCCAUCAGAACUGCCCAAGUGGAACUACGACGGCUCAAGCACAGGCCAAGCCCCAGGGGAUGACAGUGAAGUAAUCCUGCACCCCCAGGCUAUUUUUAGGGAUCCAUUCCGAAGAGGAAAAAACAUCCUGGUGAUAUGUGAUGCGUACACACCGGCCGGCGAGCCGAUCCCCACCAACAACAGAUUCAACGCUGCCAAGAUAUUCAGUCACCCCGACGUUGUCGCCGAGGAUCCUUGGUACGGCAUCGAGCAAGAGUACACUCUUCUGCAGAAGGAUAUCAAUUGGCCGCUUGGAUGGCCAAUUGGUGGGUUCCCGGGUCCACAGGGUCCCUACUACUGUGCUGCCGGAGCAGACAAGGCCUUCGGUCGCGACAUUGUGGACUCACAUUACAAGGCAUGCCUCUAUGCCGGAAUAAAUCUCAGCGGCAUAAAUGCUGAAGUUAUGCCCGGGCAGUGGGAGUUUCAAGUCGGUCCUACUGCUGGUAUUGCUGCUGGUGAUCAGUUAUGGGCUGCUAGAUACAUCCUUGAGCGAAUUACGGAAAUUGCAGGAGUUGUCCUUUCUUUGGACCCAAAACCAAUCCAGGGUGAUUGGAAUGGUGCGGGUGCUCACACUAACUAUAGUACCAAGUCGAUGAGAAAUGAUGGCGGAAUUGACGUGAUCAAGAAGGCAAUCGAGAAACUGAGUCUGCGCCACAAGGAACACAUUGCUUCCUACGGAAAAGGCAACGAGAGGAGAUUGACAGGUCUCCAUGAGACGGCUGACAUCCAUACUUUCUCUUGGGGCGUGGCAAACCGAGGGGCUUCCAUUCGGAUUGGUCGCGAAACUGAGCAAGCUGGCAAAGGCUAUUUCGAGGACAGAAGGCCAGCGUCGAACAUGGAUCCGUAUGUUGUGACUUCUAUGAUCGCCGAAACCUCUAUUCUCUUAAAGUGAGAUUGAAUCCUAUUCGGAGGAAAUGAGCUCUAUCAAUUGCAAAUAACUCUAUGAAUCUCUCUCUCUGCUUGCCUGCAUGCGGUUUGGCAUGAGCAUUUGCUGCUUUCUGUUGAUUGGUUUAUGUUCUAAUGAUUGUGUAAUUGUUGAUGUUUCAAAUUACGUGUUUAGUGUUGUCUAAGGAGCUGUAAUAAACAAGGGUAAUUUAGUUAGAAUUUUUUCCCUCCUUUUUUGU